AUGGCCACCAAGGCUCACUGUGCUUACUGCUUCGAAUCUCUCGUUGCUAGUUUCGAAAGACGCCAGCCACUAUCUUUGUCCCAAGUUGAACAGCUCUGGACCAAACAGAAUGGAAGGGAAGAGGAGGAUGACAUAACAGAUGUCGAUGGUGCAGACGACGAGCCAGAGCCAAGUACCUCCCGCGUACCCGCCAUCUCACGUCUGCUCAACAGCGACACUUCCAGAUACAACUCGUCCUCGUCGAGCUUGACGUCUCGCUCUACCUCGACUCAAGCCUCGACCUCCUCCAGCCGCACCUCCCUAUCCUCCCGCUCCAAUAUCUCUCCUUCGGACUCGUACCCUCUCUUCGUGACCUGGAACACAGUCUCCCCACGCAGCGGCCAAAAGUCCCUUCGCGGUUGUAUCGGCACCUUCAAGCCCCUACCCUUGGAACAAGGACUCGCUGAUUACGCCUUGACUUCUGCCUUUGAAGACUCCCGCUUCCCGCCUAUCCCUUCGUCUCAACUUCCACAACUGCAGUGUUGUGUUACCCUACUGACUAACUUCAGCGACCCUUCUCGUGACAUCAUGGCGUGGGAGGUGGGCAAGCAUGGCAUCAGAAUCAGCUUCUCAUACCAGGGUAGAAAGCUGGGAGCUACCUAUCUGCCUGAUGUGGCUAAAGAGCAAGGGUGGACCAAAGAGGAGGCCUUGAUCAGUCUGAUGAGGAAGGCUGGCUGGUCGGGUAGGAAGGACGAUUGGAGAAAAGUUGCUGCUGGCAUGGAGUUGGUCACCUACGAGGGCAAGAAGGUCGACUUGAGUUAUGCCGAGUUCAAGGAGUGGAGCGACAAGAUCAAGGCCUGA
Messenger RNA from Aureobasidium musti, 840 nucleotides. The record is from the annotation of a GenBank genome assembly. NCBI's taxonomy places the organism in Eukaryota, Fungi, Ascomycota, Dothideomycetes, Dothideales, Saccotheciaceae.